This is a messenger RNA of Histoplasma mississippiense, 1194 nucleotides long. RefSeq lists its product with no specific name. The record is from RefSeq and is a predicted model, not a curated record. Gene Ontology annotation, molecular function: histone methyltransferase activity; zinc ion binding; protein binding. The transcript is spliced from 5 exons. NCBI's taxonomy places the organism in Eukaryota, Fungi, Ascomycota, Eurotiomycetes, Onygenales, Ajellomycetaceae. The coding region runs from base 1 to 1194 and encodes 397 amino acids. Gene Ontology annotation, cellular component: nucleus.
AUGGUCAUUGAUCUUACAAAAGAUUCCCCUUCAGAAGAUGAACUUGAUCGUGAUGUUAAACCUUUAUCUGUGGGAUUCAGUGGCAAACGUGAUGAAGGGUUCAAUUUGCUCCAGCAGUUCACGCGUCCGAGGCCACGGUUGAGAACAAGUGCGAGCGUGGAAAUAGCUUUGAAUGCGAGGAAUAGCACAGAGUCGAUGGAUGGCGUUAUGUUGAAUGGCCAGAAUGUCGCGGUGUUGAACAACGAACCCUCCCCUCUUCAUUUCGCAGUUGUCGUACCGUCGAUCUCCAGUAGCGACACAAGUAACAAAAAACGUCGCCUGAGCUCUGAAAACCACCUCAGCUCCCCAGUUAAUGGGGUUCUCGGUUUUCCUAUCCACCAUGACGCUUCAGAACUUGACUUCAACAUUGAGUUCAUCAAUGAAUAUAAGCUUCAGCAUGGGGUUGCGCGUGUUGAGCCAGAUUUCCAUACAGGCUGUCGAUGUGAUGAUAAGUGUGAUUUGCACAAAUGCGAUCAUCUCUCAUAUGAGGAGGAGUCGGAAGAUCGCAUUGUGCCUUAUCAGAUGGGUCGGGGUGGAACGAUUGUCCUCAGACAGGAUUUCCUUAAACGAAGGGCUAUGAUAUAUGAAUGCUCCCGGCUUUGUCCUUGUAUGCCAGGUUGCUGGAACCAGGUCGUUCAAAAAGGACGAACUGUUAAAUUAGAAAUAUUUCGUACGUCGAACCGUGGCUUCGGCCUACGCUCCCCGGAAAGUAUACAAUCAGGUCAAUACAUUGAUAGGUACCUAGGCGAGGUAAUAACCAAAAAGGAGGCCGAUGCCCGCGAAGCUGCUGCAGGGGAUCCAGCGAGUUACCUUUUUCAACUUGACUUCUUCCAAGAGGAUGAUGAAUGUUACAUUGUUGACGGAAAAAAGUACGGGUCUAUCACGCGCUUUAUGAACCAUUCCUGCAACCCUAAUUGCAAGAUGUUCCCGGUCUCCCAAUAUGACGCUGAGCAGAAGAUAUUCGACAUGGCUUUCUUUGCUAUAAAAGAUAUUCCUGCGGGAACCGAGCUUAGCUUCGAUUACUGCCCCAACUAUAGUAUAGAGAGUUCAAGAUAUAGUGACCCUCAAGAUGUUCCAUGCUUGUGUGGUGAGCCGAACUGCCGUCGUAAACUGUGGCCAAACCAGCGGAAAACUAUGCAGCCCGAAGUGGAGUGA